AUGGGACUCAACGUCUCCGAGGCCAUCUGGAGAUGGAGAUGCAGGACGUUUGGGACUGGAGACAAGAUCAAGCCUCGCUCACAGACUCGAAACAGCGCGAGUGCCCCCGAAGAGAACGUCCAGGGAGCAGACGCGCUUAUCAAAAUCCUCUAUGAGGCCAAAGACAGCCGCGAGGACAACCGGAGAUGGGUAGAUUACCCCCCUAAGCAGCUCAGCAAGAGUGUCUCCAAGGCUCAGGAUCGAGCAGCCAUCAAAGUGUACAAGAUCGUGGACCCAGACAAGCCCGUCAUCAGUGGUCGUCCUACGCUGAAGUACUUCAAGAUUACCGUCCAGAGUCCCCUCCUGGUUGCUGCACUCAAGGACAUCGUUGAGAAAGAUGAAAUAUACCUUGAAAAGACAGAGGCAGCAGAGUUCACCACCCCCUUUGCGCCGCUCUACUUCAAUGCAGACGAGAUUGCGGCAAUGCUCAAGGAUGCAGGCAAAGACACCCCUUUCCGCGAACAUCUCGAACUCCUCCUGACCUUGAUGGAUGACAUGUUUGCUGAAACUCGAAGUCGUAUCCAGCCGCUACAGGCCAGUGGCCUUGCCUCGUUCAACCUGCUCUGGGCUUAUUUUCCUACUGGUUCCCCAGUUUAUAUCUGGGAAGGAGAUUGCGAGUUCCUGGGUAAAGUUAUCAAUACCGAAAUUAUCAAGUGCAAUUCGCGACAAAUACUGCGCCUACGUUGCAAGAUCAUGAAGUUUGAUGGUCAAGAUUAUGUCUGGGACGAGUAUAAGGGUGUGAUCUGUGCCUUUGAGGGUAAUAUCCCCAUCACAGAUUUGCCAUUUUACCCGCUCAAGUUCCAUGACGAUCCAGAGGCUGUCAAGUCGCGCCUGAUAAAGCGAGCGAGAAAGUCGCUCGACUAUCAGAGGCUUUCUUAUGGCUCUUACACUGCUGUGGCUCUCUAUAAGAGCAAAGAUGGGAUGAUAAAACACAAUGUGGAUGGAAGGAUUCUGAUUGAUGUUGUGGGAUACAAUAAGCACCAUGAAGCUCAACGAAACACUGAAAACGGAGUUGAGAAUCCGAUUAAACGCAAAACGCGUAUUCUCCCAACAGAUAAGGACCCCGAGACUGAGAAGUUCAUGUUGCAUAUAACUGGUCCGAACAACGCCAGCCUUACCGGCGGAGUUAAACCGAGGACGACAAAGCACAUUUCAAUAGAAGAUCAAGAAAGGAACAAAAAAGGCAUCCUUGGUCUAGGGGAUGAGAUGAUGUACAUGUGUCCGUUUCUCGAGGGCUUCGCCCUGAAAAAUAAGGAGUGGCUGCUAACGGGUAAAGUCAACUUUUAUGUCGAGGAUAUUGAACAGGUCAAAUGGAAUGACGAGGCUUAUGAUCACUUGGUAUAUGACGAGCAGCAGAAGGACCUGAUACUGUCCUUCGUUGAACACCACUAUAGUUCGAUGAAGAUGUCGGAUGAUGUCAUAACUGGGAAAGUUGCCGACAGAUGCCGCAAACCUUUAUUUUACCUCCAGGCUGAAGACCUGGGCAUCCAGGCGGCAGAGCUCGGAAAUAACAUCAAAAAGGUCUUCGAGCUGGCCCUAGAAUGGAACGCUGUCAUCCUCCUUGACGAAGCAGACGUCUUUAUGGCAGAGCGUAACCCAAACGACAUCCACCGCAAUGAGCUCGUAUCCAUCUUCCUCCGCGAACUCGAGUAUUACCGCGGUGUCAUCUUCCUGACCACUAACCUCUACGACACCAUUGACACAGCCUUCAGAUCUCGCAUCAACCUCCAUCUGUUGUUCAAAUCGCUAUCCCCGUCAGCUAGGCUCCAGGUUUGGACCAAGUUCCUGAGCCGGCUGCCUCCUUUACCUGCCACGGCGGGCCGCAAGGAAGAGAAGAGCGCCCUGGGUGAUUUGAACGAGGAAGACUUGAAAGAGCUUUCCAUGUGGCAGCUGAAUGGACGUGAGAUCAAGAAUGCAGUCAAGAUGGUGAAGUCAUGGUGCGACCAGAAGGGCUAUGACAUGACUCUUUCGCGCAUGGAGAGUGGUAUCAAAGUCUCCGCUCCCCAGGCUACAAAAAGAGAUUUCACUAAACCGAUGGAUUUGUAUGAUUGA
Molecule: messenger RNA, 2091 nt
Organism: Trichophyton benhamiae CBS 112371
Lineage: Eukaryota; Fungi; Ascomycota; Eurotiomycetes; Onygenales; Arthrodermataceae
Product: AAA family ATPase, putative
Exons: 4
Coding region: 1-2091 (696 amino acids)
Molecular function (GO): ATP hydrolysis activity; ATP binding
Source: RefSeq, a predicted model, not a curated record